GAUAUUCUACGUGGUUUAUUACCUGAAAAGAAUUUAGUGGCAGAUGCCAUGGUUUGGUGUGCAGAGCAUGCAUCUUGUGCAAAAGAAAUAUCACAGUGUCUUUUGGAAUCAUUGGCUAUCGAUGAGACUCCUUUGCAUAAAAAGAUAGCACGUUUAUAUUUAAUCGCAGAUAUAUUAGCGAAUUGUGCAGCUCGUGUUCGUGAUGUGUUUUAUUACAGACAAUAUAUUGGUGACUUAAUGCCGGACAUUUUCAAGGUUUUUAAAUUUACUGGACUUGAUUUUAUCUAG
Anisakis simplex (herring worm) is the source of this 288-nucleotide messenger RNA. The record is from the annotation of a GenBank genome assembly. NCBI's taxonomy places the organism in Eukaryota, Metazoa, Nematoda, Chromadorea, Rhabditida, Anisakidae.